GAAGGCCGAAGUCAUUUGCCGGCGUUGCACGCUGAGUGGACGUGUCCAGAACUAGUGAUUCCCGGCGAAAGCGACGACGAAAAGUACCAACGCUUCUGCACAUGAUGCCUCUGCCUCCAUUAAAGCACCUACAAAGUCCAUUACCUUUUCGCACUUCAGAACCCCACUUCCUUCUCGAAAUGGGAGUUGGGUCCAUCACCUUCGUCACACUUGCAAUCUCUGCAGAAUUCUCCAGCCUUUGGUUCUUCCUGCUUCUUCUUAAAUCUUAAGCUCUCUCACUCUGUUCUCUGCAACUUCAUCGAUAGUCGAGUUCACGAUGUCCUUGAUUGCCUUCCCUCUUCUGCCUUCCGCUCUCCCCCAAUUCUCUCCUCGACCUUCCACUUCUCUUUUCUCUCCAUUUCUAGCUCCGUCAAGACCAUUUCUACACCAUUCUUUCACCUGCAACUUGUCGCUGCGAAGCGACUCUGCACAGCCCUCUUCAACCACCGCUACUCAAUCACUUUCCGCCGCCUCAACCGUCACCGUCGACGCCCACUCCUCCGACGAUUCCACCCUCUUCGUGGUCCGCGCCCGCAACAGGAUCGGCCUCCUCCAAGUCAUCACAAGGGUUUUCAAGGUCCUCGGCCUUCAAAUCGAGAAGGCCAGCGUGGAAUUCGAAGGGGAGUUCUUCGUCAAGAAGUUCUUCGUCACCGAUUCCCAUGGUGGAAAGAUCCAGGGCCGCGAGAACUUGGAGCGGAUUGAAAGAGCGCUGUUGGAAGCCAUUGACGGGAGCGACGGAGCGGUUUCGGUGGCGUCGGCGGCGCCGAGCUCGAGGGGAAUUGUGUUGAGGAGACCUGGGUUGGUGGCGGAACCCGGCGGGAGGGCGAAGGCAGAAAGGUUGUUCGGUUUGAUGGAUGGGUUUCUGAAGAAUGAUCCAAUUAGUCUUCAGAAGGGCAUUUUGGAUCAUGUGGAGUACACAGUGGCAAGGUCGAGAUUUAAUUUUGAUGAUUUUGAGGCUUAUCAGGCAUUGUCGCAUAGUGUAAGGGAUCGGCUGAUUGAGCGUUGGCAUGAUACUCAACAAUACUUCAAGAGGAAGGACCCAAAGCGACUCUACUUCCUCUCACUUGAGUUUCUUAUGGGUCGUUCUUUGUCAAAUAGUGUUGUAAACCUUGGCAUCCGGGAUCAAUAUGCUGAUGCUUUAAGCCAGCUUGGUUUUGAGUUUGAAGUUCUGGCAGAACAGGAAGGAGAUACUGCCCUAGGUAAUGGUGGUCUGGCUCGUCUUUCAGCCUGCCAAAUGGAUUCUUUAGCGACACUGGACUAUCCUGCAUGGGGUUAUGGGUUACGCUACCAGUAUGGAUUGUUUCGUCAGGUUGUAUUAGAUGGGUUUCAACAUGAACAACCUGAUUAUUGGUUAAAUUUUGGAAAUCCCUGGGAGAUAGAGCGGGUUCAUGUUUCAUAUCCAGUGAAGUUCUAUGGGACUGUCGAAGAGGAACUGUUGAAUGGAGAAAAAUAUAAAGUUUGGGUUCCUGGAGAAACAGUUGAAGCUGUUGCUUAUGACAAUCCUAUUCCUGGUUAUGGAACGAGGAAUACGAUUAAUCUUCGCCUUUGGGCUGCAAAGCCAAGUGGCCAACAGGAUAUGGAGGCUUAUAAUACUGGAGAUUAUAUCAAUGCAGUUGUUAAUAGACAGAAGGCUGAAACCAUAAGUAGCGUUUUAUAUCCUGAUGACCGUUCUUAUCAGGGAAAGGAACUACGACUCAAACAACAAUAUUUCUUCGUCUCAGCAUCAUUACAAGACAUUAUUCGGAGGUUCAAAGAUGUUCACAAUAACUUUGAUGACUUUCCAGAGAAGGUUGCUUUGCAGCUGAAUGAUACCCACCCAUCUCUUGCAAUAGCUGAGGUCAUGAGAGUGCUUGUUGAUGAACAACAUUUGAGCUGGAAUAGAGCAUGGGACAUUGUAUGCAAAAUUUUCUCUUUCACAACCCAUACUGUACUUCCAGAAGCACUAGAGAAAAUCCCUGUUGAUCUAUUGGGCAACCUUCUCCCACGUCAUUUACAGAUUAUCUACGACAUAAAUUUCAAUUUCAUGGAAGAGUUGAAACAGAGGAUUGGUCCUGAUUACAGCCGGCUGUCUCGAAUGUCGAUUGUUGAGGAAGAUGCUGUGAAGAGUAUUCGAAUGGCAAAUCUAUCAAUUUUAUGUUCUCAUACUGUGAAUGGUGUUUCUAGAGUACAUUCUGAAUUACUGAAAGCAAGGGUAUUCAAGGAUUUUUAUGAGUUGUGGCCUCAGAAAUUUCAGUACAAGACUAAUGGAGCUACUCAGCGCCGCUGGAUUGUGGUUAGCAAUCCUAGUUUGUGUGCUUUCAUCUCCAAAUGGCUGGGAACAGAAGCAUGGAUCCGUGAUGUGGACCUCUUGACAGGAUUGCGAGAUUAUGUAGGGGAUGCUAAUUUUCAACAAGAAUGGAAGAUGGUGAGGAGGGUUAACAAAAUGAGGCUUGCUGAGUAUAUUGAAGCAAUGAGUGGUGUGAAGGUCAGCUUGGAUGCGAUGUUUGAUGUGCAAAUCAAACGGAUACAUGAGUACAAAAGGCAAUUGCUUAACAUACUAGGCAUUAUUCAUCGAUACGACUGUAUAAAGAAUAUGGGGAAGGAUGAUAGGAAGAAGGUUGUACCUCGCGUUUGCAUUAUUGGAGGGAAAGCUGCACCUGGUUAUGAGAUUGCAAAGAAGAUUAUCAAACUUUGUCAUGCUGUGGCAGAAAAAAUUAAUAAUGAUACAGAUGUUGGAGACCUUCUAAAACUGGUUUUCAUACCUGACUACAAUGUCUCUGUGGCUGAAUUAGUAAUACCAGGGAGUGACCUUUCACAACACAUAAGCACUGCUGGACAUGAGGCAUCGGGAACUGGAAGCAUGAAAUUUUUGAUGAAUGGAUGCUUGCUUUUAGCUACAGCAGAUGGGUCUACUGUAGAAAUUAUUGAAGAAGUAGGAGCAGAAAACAUGUUUUUGUUUGGUGCUAAAGUGCAUGAAGUUCCAGCGUUGCGUCAGAAAGGAGCUGCUGUUAAGGCAUCACUUCAAUUUGCACGUGUUGUAAGGAUGGUGCGGGAUGGCUAUUUUGGCUUCAAAGACUACUUCAAGUCAUUAUGUGACAGUGUAGAUGGUACACGUGACUACUAUCUCCUGGGUUAUGACUUCGCAAGCUAUCUUGAGGCACAGGCUGCUGCUGAUAAGGCAUUUGUCGACCAAGCGAGGUGGACACAGAUGAGCAUCCUCAGCGCAGCUGGCUCUGGGAGAUUCAGCAGUGAUAGAACAAUUAGAGAUUAUGCAGAGUGGACUUGGGGAAUUGAACCAUGUAAAUGCCCCUUCUAAGAUCUGGCUGCAGGGGUGCAACACCAGAACAGAGAGCAAGGCAUCAACUGUGGAUCACUUGCCUUUGCUUUGAAGCGCAAUUAUUGUGGCGCAUGGCAGCUGUGAUUUCUUAUCUGUUAAGACGCAGCUUCUACUGCAUCCUUUGCAAUUCAAUUUCUAAUUCAGCUUGUGGUUCCAGGAUUCUUGAGGUUAUCUUACGUAUAUCGAUAGGUUACUAGUGGCAGAGUGUUUAUGCUGUUUCACAGAUCAAAUAAAUUAUGAGGAACAGUUCAUUUUCAAAAAAAAUAAUGAUAAUAACAACAAUGACGUUGGUAAUAGAGCAA
Malania oleifera is the source of this 3657-nucleotide messenger RNA. RefSeq lists its product as uncharacterized. Gene Ontology annotation, biological process: glycogen catabolic process. Gene Ontology annotation, cellular component: cytoplasm. Gene Ontology annotation, molecular function: glycogen phosphorylase activity; pyridoxal phosphate binding. NCBI's taxonomy places the organism in Eukaryota, Viridiplantae, Streptophyta, Magnoliopsida, Santalales, Ximeniaceae. Bases 317 to 3334 code for a protein of 1005 amino acids. The record is from RefSeq and is a predicted model, not a curated record. The transcript has 22 exons.